CCAAACCCCUCUCCGAGCGGGCUGCAGGGAGAAGCCACCACCGCCAGGGCUGUCAGACCAACCACACUGGCAGCAGCUCCCUGACACCUGGACCCCCCGGGAUACUCACUCCUGCCCGCCCAGGACACCUCAGCCUCAGCGCCGCCGCUCUCCUCAGCGCCGCUGCCAGGGCGGCCCCACAGAGCCGCUCACCUGCCCCAGGCAAAAAACGAAGCCGGCUGUUGUCGUAAAGCGAGGCGGCGCGACAGCUAGCGAGGGCCCCCCCCGCCCGCCUCCUUCCUCCUCCCGAGCGGAGAAGAUGGCGGCGGGGGAGGUGAAGUCCGUGCUGUUCGUGUGCCUGGGAAACAUUUGUCGCUCUCCAAUAGCUGAAGCAGUUUUUAGAAAACUUGUAACUGAUGAAAAAGUUGAAAAUAAGUGGAUGACAGACAGUGCUGCUGUUUCAGACUGGAACGUGGGGCGCUCCCCAGAUGCAAGGGCUUUAAGCUGUCUAAGAAAUCAUGGCAUUGAGACAGCACAUAAAGCACGGCAGAUUACUAAAGAUGAUUUCCAGACCUUCGAUUAUAUACUUUGCAUGGAUGAAAGCAAUUUAAGAGAUCUGAAAAGGAAAAGCAACCAGGUUAAAGACUGCAAGGCCAAAAUUGAACUACUUGGGACAUAUGAUCCACAGAAACAACUUAUUAUUGAAGAUCCAUACUAUGGGAAUGAAAAGGACUUUGAAACUGUUUACGAGCAGUGCGUUAGAUGCUGUAAAGCAUUUUUGGAGAAGCCUCAUUAAUGCUUCAUCAUUUUAUUUCUAGAAUAAAAUAAUUAGCUUCUCCUGAAAUAUGUAAGGUUUACUUGAUUGAUGUAUUUAAAUUGUAAAAUUAUGCCUCCUCAGUAGGUUGAAAACUUUUUCAGUUUAAUUUUUUAUUGUAGUUUUUCUGUCAUCUAAUUAGAAAAACAUAGGAAGUUUUAAAGUUGGAUUAGAUGAUCAACCAUUUCCUCACACAUUAAUGUAAUAACAAAGUACUUGUUCAGAAUAAAUUUAUCUGUAAACCCUUUCUCAGAA
Cygnus atratus (black swan) is the source of this 1048-nucleotide messenger RNA. It is a transcript of the gene ACP1, whose product is annotated as acid phosphatase 1. Gene Ontology annotation, molecular function: acid phosphatase activity; non-membrane spanning protein tyrosine phosphatase activity. The transcript has 7 exons. The coding region runs from base 299 to 775 and encodes 158 amino acids. Gene Ontology annotation, biological process: protein dephosphorylation. Gene Ontology annotation, cellular component: cytoplasm. Lineage: Eukaryota; Metazoa; Chordata; Aves; Anseriformes; Anatidae. The record is from RefSeq and is a predicted model, not a curated record.